Molecule: messenger RNA, 1560 nt
Organism: Fraxinus pennsylvanica
Lineage: Eukaryota; Viridiplantae; Streptophyta; Magnoliopsida; Lamiales; Oleaceae
Source: the annotation of a GenBank genome assembly
AUGAAAGGAGCCUUUUAUGGGCUGAAGAUUACACAGGCCUCUCUCAUCCUCAUCAGUUUUGUUUGUGCAACGGUGCUUAUACUGGCAUGGACGAAAACUACAUUCCUCACUUCUUUAAUCCCAUCUCAGAGUAGUACUGUGCUGUUGAAUCCAGAAAUCCCUCCUGAUCUUACGGAUGGAGCAGUUUCAGAAAAAGUUUUAGAAGGAAAAAACAGUUCAAAAGAAGCUGGAAGGGACAAAGUAGCAGUAGUAGGUUCAGAAAAAGCUUUAGGAGGAAAGAACAGUUCAAUCGAAUCUGACAGGGACAAAGAAGAACCAGUAAGAUUGUCAAGCUCAGAGUCUACUAUUAAGGAAGAACCCAGUAAAAAUUUGGUGACAGAUGACAAAAAGAAAGAAAUUCCUCCAAGUAUUACAGGAUCAGAAUCAGACAAGCUGUUGGAAGCAAAAAAUAGUUCAAAACCAGCAGAAAAGGAUGUAGUUGGAACUAGAAGUUCAAAGCAAAGUAAAAGUUCGUCAACUCUGACUGAGAAGAAAGGGUGUAAUUAUGCCAAAGGUAAAUGGGUCAUAGAUGAUAGUCGACCCCUAUAUUCUGGCUUUGGUUGUAAGCAAUGGUUGUCUUCAAUGUGGGCUUGUCGCCUGACACAACGCACAGAUUUUGAAUACGAGAAACUACGUUGGCAGCCCAAAGAAUGUAGAAUGGAAGAAUUCAUGGGAUCUAAGUUCCUGAAGAGGAUGCAGGACAAAACUCUGGCCUUUAUUGGCGAUUCAUUAGGUAGACAGCAGUUCCAGUCACUGAUGUGUAUGGUAACCGGCGGUGAAGAGAGACACGAUGUUCUUGACGUGGGAAAGGAGUAUGGCCUUGUCAAAGCCCGUGGUUCUGUACGUCCUGAUGGAUGGGCUUAUCGAUUCCCAAUUACCAACACUACCAUCCUUUACUAUUGGUCUGCAAGUCUCUGCGACUUGGAGCCACUCGACCCGUCUAAUCCAGCCACUGAUUAUGCUAUGCACCUGGAUCGUCCCCCAGCAUUUUUGCACCGUUUCCUUCACAAAUUUGACGUUCUUGUUCUGAACACGGGACACCACUGGAAUAGAGGGAAACUUAAUGCCAACCGGUGGAUCAUGUACGUUGGGGGUUUGCCUAAUACCAAUAGGAAGAUUGCAAGUAUUUCUGGUGCAAAAAAUUUUACAGUUUACAGUAUUGUAAGAUGGGUGAACUCACGGCUUCCGAAAUAUCCAGGUCUGAAAGCAUUUUUCAGGUCAAUAUCACCAAGGCAUUUCUUCCAUGGAGAUUGGAACACGGGAGGUACUUGUGACAAUACUACCCCUCUAUCUGGUGGGAAGGAAGUUUUACUAGAUGAGUCUAGCGAUCAUCUUGCUUCAGGGGCAGUGAACGGAACGGAUGUUAAGCUGUUGGACAUAACGGCAUUAUCCGAGCUUAGGGACGAGGGUCAUAUAUCUCGUUACAGCAUUAAAGCCACACCUGGAGUGCAGGAUUGCUUGCAUUGGUGUUUACCAGGUUUACCUGAUACCUGGAAUGAGAUUUUGUUCGCCCAACUCUAG